Molecule: messenger RNA, 1508 nt
Organism: Solanum lycopersicum (tomato)
Lineage: Eukaryota; Viridiplantae; Streptophyta; Magnoliopsida; Solanales; Solanaceae
Source: RefSeq, a predicted model, not a curated record
UUGCUUACAAUUGAGAUCUGUAUUUGAGCAUUAUUUUUGCAUUCGCUUUAUUCGGUUUGGGUCUACCCGGUUUAAGAUCCACGCAGAAAUCCCAGAUCUAGUUUGGCAUGUAUCUUUUUUAUUUGUUUUGGUACCCUCAAUGGAUGUAAUUUCGCCCAUAUGUAUCGUUUUUAGCUAAUACCGUUCUGUUUUAUGUGUCUGAUCUUCGGCGAUCCGCGAAUUGGUUGUUUAUUAUCCGGAAAUCCUAAUCUGAAUUUUGGGGGAAAGCGGCUUAGAAUCGGAUCAGUUUCGAUUCAAUAUUACAUUAAGUAGCUGUGAGAUAUCAGUAGCGGCAACAGAAAAUGCCAGCCCAGAAGAUUGAAACUGGUCACAAUGACACAGUUCACGAUGUUACUAUGGACUAUUAUGGAAAACGUGUGGCUACAGCAUCUUCUGAUACCACCAUAAAAAUAACUGGUGUGAGCAACAAUGCUGCUUCGCAACACCUUGCUACGUUGAGUGGCCAUACGGGCCCUGUUUGGCAGGCUGGCUGGGCUCACCCCAAAUUUGGCUCAAUCCUUGCGUCCUGUUCCUAUGAUGGUAAGGUAAUAAUCUGGAAGGAAGGCAAUCAGAAUGAGUGGGCACAAGCUCAUGUUUUUAGCGAGCACAAAUCAUCGGUUAAUUCCAUCUCCUGGGCUCCUCAUGAACUUGGGCUUUGCUUGGCUUGUGGUUCUUCUGAUGGUAAUAUUUCAGUGCACACCGCCAGGUCAGAUGGUGGUUGGGACACUACAAGAAUUGACCAAGCUCAUCCAGUUGGGGUAACAUCAGUUUCAUGGGCGCCUUCAAUGGCUCCUGGUGCUUUAGUUGGUGCAGGUGUGCUUGAACCUGUUCAAAAGCUGGCAUCUGGUGGAUGUGAUAACACUGUUAAAGUUUGGAAGUUGUAUAAUGGUGUUUGGAAGAUGGAUUGCUUCCCUGCACUUCAGAUGCACACUAACUGGGUGAGAGAUGUAGCUUGGGCACCAAACUUGGGACUUCCAAAGUCAACAAUUGCUAGUGCUUCAGAGGAUGGUACGGUUGUCAUAUGGACUGUGGGAAAGGAGGGAGAUCAGUGGGAGGGCAAGGUUCUAAAAGACUUCAAAUCUCCUGUUUGGAGAGUCUCAUGGUCUCUUACCGGAAACUUGUUGGCAGUUGCAGCUGGGGAUAACAAUGUCACUUUGUGGAAAGAAGCUGUUGAUGGGGAGUGGCAACAGGCCUCCACUGUUGACCAAUAGAGCUGGAACUUGGGAAGUAAUAGAAUUCAUGUUUUUGUGUUCUCUUUCUACCAUUCAGACCUUUUUCCUAGCUGAGGCCUGAGUGAGAGUUAGCCCUUUAAUUAAGGACUGUUUACUUUGAUUUGAUUCUUCUCGUUUACUCAGUAUGCAUUCAAUUUCACUUCAGCUAUAGACCUUUUUCUUUCUGCCUGUUUUGUGUAUGCCUUUUUAUGUUGAAUUUUCAAUAUACUUGGUGAUUAAAUGUGUCAGGUUUUAUUA